Molecule: messenger RNA, 2645 nt
Organism: Lates calcarifer (barramundi perch)
Lineage: Eukaryota; Metazoa; Chordata; Actinopteri; Centropomidae
Gene: mitfa
Product: melanocyte inducing transcription factor a
Exons: 10
Coding region: 89-1534 (481 amino acids)
Biological process (GO): regulation of transcription by RNA polymerase II; melanocyte differentiation
Cellular component (GO): nucleus
Molecular function (GO): RNA polymerase II cis-regulatory region sequence-specific DNA binding; DNA-binding transcription factor activity, RNA polymerase II-specific; protein dimerization activity
Source: RefSeq, a predicted model, not a curated record
GAAGUCCUAACGUCCUAGCACUUUAAAAGGACCUAAUUCCUCAAACCACAGCAAGAGUGAAGUGGGGACCCUAAAGUCACUGGCAAACAUGAAAAUAAAGAGUGCUCCCCCGGACUUGCAUGGCCUCUACAAGCAUUUCCACAGUCCCCCACCUCUACCGGCCGUGACGUCACCCAUCCAAGAGCAGCCAGUGUUUGCCCGUUGGCAGGGUCAAGAGCGCAGGGAGGACCGAGAGAGGACGACCAAGGACCUUCUGCACCACGGCACCCGACACAGCUUUACCGUCCAUGUAACACCUCCCCCCGUCCGGCCUGCUGUGAACCAGCCACCCAUGGAAAUUCUCAAGGUGCAGUCCCACCUGGAGAAUCCCACCAAGUACCACAUCCAGCAUACUCAGAGGCAGCAGGUGAGGCAGUAUCUGUCCACCACCCUGGGUGGUAAAGCUGGCAACCAGUGCCCCAGCCAGCCCCCUGAGCACGGCAUGCCGCCUGGGCCCGCCAGCAGCGCCCCCAACAGUCCCAUGGCCCUGCUCACCCUCAGCUCUAACUGUGAAAAAGAAAUGGAUGAUGUCAUUGAUGAUAUUAUUAGCUUGGAGUCAAGUUAUAAUGAGGAUGUUCUCGGACUGAUGGAUCCCGGACUCCAAAUGAACAACCCGCUCCCUGUGUCUGGCAACCUUCUCGAUGUGUAUGGCAAUCAAGGACUUCCUCUCCCAGGGCUUGCCAUCAGCAAUUCCUGUCCACCCAACAUUAAAAGGGAAUACACAGCUCCUGGCAUGAAGCAAGUACUGGACAAGCCUGGAUCCUGUGGCCAGUAUGAAAACUAUCAAAGGCCAGAGGGCUUUCCAGUAGAGGCUGAAGUUCGUGCUCUUGCCAAAGAGAGACAAAAGAAGGACAACCACAAUUUAAUUGAACGACGACGGAGAUUCAAUAUCAAUGACCGCAUCAAAGAGCUGGGAACUUUGAUACCCAAGUCAAAUGACCCAGACAUGCGCUGGAAUAAGGGCACCAUUCUGAAAGCCUCAGUGGACUAUAUCAGAAAGCUACAGCGGGAGCAACAGAGAGCCAAGGAACUUGAAUGCAGACAGAGGAAGCUGGAACACGCAAACCGCCAUCUGAUGCUUCGUAUACAGGAGUUGGAAAUCCAGGCCCGGGCUCAUGGUCUUACAGUGGUGUCAUCCUCACCUGUCUGCACAUCAGAGUUGAUGGCCCGAGCUAUUAAACAGGAGCCCAUUCUCAGCGACUGUCCCUCAGAGCUCUACCAACAUGGCUCGGCUCCUGACAUGUCUCCUCCAACCACACUGGACCUCAACAAUGGCACCAUCACCUUUGACCAGAUGCCUGCAGACGCUGGGGACGCUGGCCCCUAUGGAAACUCCAGGACCUGUAAAAUGAAGGAGUUGGUGAGGGACAACACCCUGUCGCCAAUUUCCCCAAGUGAUCCCCUGCUGUCCUCCAUGUCCCCAGAUGGCUCCAACAAUGUAAGCAGCCACCACAGUUCCAGCUCGAGUAUGGAGGAGAAGGAGCAUGGCUGUUAGCAUUAUUCAGUGCCAUGAACCACGCUGACACUUUCAAUUUGCUAUCAGUGAGGCACCUAUAUUAAAGUGACUUAAAGGCAUCCACAUGACUAAAUGGAUAAAGAAGCUAAUUUCAUCUUGAUUCCUGUUUUUGCCCAUGUAUUGUAGUGACCUUACUGUGACCUUUCAUUCAUUACAGUUUCUCUGUUUUACAACGUUUUUAUGCAGUCAUAUAAUCUUGAUUUCACACAAAUGGACAGCUCAGAAUUACUUGACGAACAAAUACAAAGCAACUGAGAAAAGUGCCUUCAGUCUGCUGUAAUUAAAGACUCAAGAUUCAAGUUGAUGAUUUUACCGUUUUUAGCCUUUUUGAUUUUUGUCUUUUUAAAAUUUUUGAUCUAACUUACAUAUGUGAAAAUGUAUUGGUAAUAGUGCAAAAAGUGUUAUGCUCAAGUUUACUAAAAAAAAAAAAAAAAAGAUUUACUUUUUAUAGGCAGAAUGUAAAAUUACUGAAUCAGUCAAUCUAGCAGUGCUCUAAAUUCUGAUGACUUCACUGCAAGAAAAGCAUGUAAUUAGAUAUUUAGAUAUUAAAUUAUCAAGCACUGAGCAUCCUUCUAAACAUUUUAAAAUUUGUGCUAUUUUUGCCCCAUGCCCUUAAUGUAUUCUGAAGAAAUAACAAAUCAAACAUCAAGCAUUAAUAAGUAUUAUUAUUGUAUUACUGUAAAAUAUUAUUACUGUCAAAUAUUUAUUUUUUUUCCUUUUAUUCACAGAGAGCAAAGAUUUAUGAUACACUAUCACACUUUGUUUAUGAUAAAUGUCAAAUAAAAUUGAGAAAUAAAUGUUUUAUAUGCUAACAAAGGCUCACAGGAGCCUUUGACCCAAUGUAGCUGUUUUUUGUAGACAUGUAUCACUGAAUGAUUUCAACAUUAUCUUGCAUAACUCUGAGCUAAGUAAAUGUCCAUAUAUGCAGUGAGGAAUCUGUCAUUUUGAUGUCUGUACAGGGCUAUUUUUUAAUGUUUGUCAACUCUUGCUAACAUUGUAAAAGAAAACACCUGCUGAUGUGUGUAAAGCCUUUUUAUAAAACAACAACAAAAACUGUGUUUGGAGUGCAUGUGUGAACACUACACUAGAU